AUAUAAAAGAAGCAGCCAGGCUUUGAAGCUGCAAGGCCAUUCAAUGCUAACCAAGGUUGCAACAUUGCAACAUUCACACUUGCUUCAAACAGAUAAGAGUUCUUUCUCGUACCCUGGACAUUCCACAGAUAUAUAAACCCCACUUGCCUAGUUUCCAACAGACCUCGCAACCUUUGAGCAUGCCUGCCAUAGAUGUGGGUAAAACGUCAGGCGAGAAUGCUUCUGGAACAUGGUCAGACAGCCUAGAAAACUCACAGCAACCUAGCGAUUCUGGCCAUGAAAGCCUUCGACAACACAUCAGCAUACAAUUUAAUAUACAAACAGGCAAAAGUAUGAUAGUUGGGACCCAAUGUUAGUUGCGCAAAGUGCAUCAGAAUUAGAGAAGCGACGACGUGCACGAGACAGUGUUAAGUUUAUAACACACUUCAUCCACAUGUAAUUAAGUUAAGUUUGAGUGAUAGUGAAGAAUGGUAAAAAAUGGCAGUUAGCAAUAGUUAAGUUUACAGCAUGCACCAGCGUCUCUCACUCGCUAUGCGAGUGUAAUUCUGACCCUUGUUGCACAACCAGCAUUGGGUCCAAGCUAUCAUACUUUUGCCUGCAAACAUUAAAACAAGAUUAAAUAUAAACUAUAUUGAAAAAAAUCCAGUUAAAAACCAAUAAAGCAUAUAAAAAGUUGAAAACCAGGUUCCUAAAGUGUAUAAUCCAAGACUUUGGGAGGGAUCCCUAAAGGCCAUCCAGACUAACCCCUUCCUUCCAGACAGGAAGGCACAAUCCAAUCCCUCCUCACUGAUGGCCUUCCAGUCUCUGCUUAACAAGAAAGGAGGAAAGGAGACUCUACAAUACUCAGAAGGGAGCUGAUUCCACGGUUGAACAGUUCUUACCAUGGGGGGGGGGGGGUUCUCCUAAUGUUUAGAGUCGAAUGGGACCCCAGAGGUCAUGUAGUCUAGCCCAAUUUUAGCCCAAGGAGGCUUUACUGUUCUUUUUUCCUUCUGCUACAGCCCUGAUCAUACAAAUUUAGCAAAUGUUGCUCAUAGUUUGAUAAUAGGUCUCACUCUAUCAUUCCCUGUGCACAUAUAUCAUAUAUACAUAUACUGAUGCCUCUAUUAGGAAAGGAUACAAACUGCAACUCAGUCUUAAAGGCGCAGGAACCUAAUAAGAGUCGUGGCUUUAUCCUCUCCCCCUCCUGUCCAAAGUGGGCGGGGCUUAUUAGAGUGAAUGCCCAAUCAGAACGAGAAAGAAUAGCCGACAACCAAUGGGAGGUGAGAGGACGUUCCAGGAAAUCCCUUUCAAGAAAGAGCAGGAUGACGCCGCGGGGGGCGUGGUUUAGUGCGAGACAGUCCCGGGGCCAAGAUGGCGGAAGCUUAGAGCUGACGUUUGCUGGGAAGAAGGGAACUCAGUGCGCCUGCGCGCAGGUGGGUCCCGACACCAGGGCAGGUCCAGCCUCCUCAGUGCCAUGGACUUCUCCAAGUUCUUGGAGGAGGACUUUGAGGUGAAGGCCUGGGUGAAUGGGGCCUUCCGGGCCGUGCAGCAGGAGGCCCCUGGCAAAGUGGACACCCAUGCGGCCACCCUGGUCAUGAAGCUCCAGCUCUUCAUCCAGGAGGUCAACAACGCAGUGGAGGAGACCAGCCAGCAGGCCCUGCAGAGCAUGCCCAGGGUCCUGCGGGAGGUGGAGGCCCUGAAGCAGGAGGCGGCCUUCCUGAAAGAGCAGAUGGUGCUGGUGCGGGAGGAUAUCAAGAAGCUGGAGCAGGACACGGCUCAGUCCAUGCAGGUCUUGGUCCAGCUGGACCAGGUGAAAUCCCGGAUGCAGGUGGCCGCAGACUCCCUCCAGGAGGCAGACAAGUGGAGCACCCUCAGUGCCGACAUUGAGGAGACAUUUAAGACGCAGGACGUCUCAGUUAUCUCGGCCAAGCUGACCAGCAUGCAGAGCAGCCUGGCGGUGCUGGUGGACACCCCAGAUUACUCCGAGAAGUGCGUCCACUUGGAGGCCCUCAAGAACAGGCUGGAGGCCCUGGCCAGUCCCCAGAUCGUGGCAGCUUUCAAUGCCCAGUCUGUGGACCAGUCCCGAGUGUUUGUGAAAGUCUUCACAGAAAUCGACCGCAUGCCCCAGCUGCUGGCUUACUACUACAAAUGCCACAAGGUGCAGCUGGUGUCUGCUUGGCAGGACCUGUGCCAGUCAGACCUGCCUUUAGACCGUCAGCUGACAGGGCUCUAUGACCUGCUGCUGGAGACCUGGCACACACAGCUGCAGUGGGCCAUGCAGGUUUUCAAGGCCCCACAUCAGGUGGUGACGGUGCUGCUGCUCCAGGCCUUGGGGGCUUUGGUGCCCCCCAUCCCGGCCUGCCUGAGUUCGUCGAUGGAACGCGCCGGACCCGAUGGCAAGCUGGACCUCCUGCUGGGCCUCUAUGAGACCACCACUUUUUUUGCUCGGGGCCUAGAGGCCGCGAUGAUACCUUGCCUGAAGGACUGCAACCUGGUGAAGGUGGGGGAGCUGGUGGAAGCCACUUACGGCCCUUACAAGCCCUUCCAGAUGCAAUAUGGGGCCUUGGAGGAGGAGAACCUGCUCAUCCAAAUGAGUGCCGUCCCACUGGAGCAUGGAGAGAUCCUUGACUGUGUCCAGGAGCUGAGCCACUCGGUCAGCAAGCUCUUUGGCCUGGCCUCGGCCGCUGUGGACCACUGCCUCCAGCUGACUGAUGGCCUUGGCGUGGGUGGCCUCCUCAAGGCCCUGAGGGCCCUCUUCCACAAAUACUCCUCGGACUUCAGCAACACCCUGCUCUCCAUCCGGAAGAAAUGCCAGUUGGACGAGAUCCCUUCGGAUUUGCUCUUCCAGGAAGACUGGGGCGCUUUCCAGACGGCUGUCCGCAUCAUUGGGACCUGCGGAGAGCUCCUGCGUCAGUGUGGAGACUUCGAGCAACAGCUGGCAAACAGGAUCCUCUCCAGGGCAGGCAAGUACCUGUCAGACACCUACAGCCCCUGCAGCCUGAGCGGCCUCCAGGAGCCCUCUCCAGAGAAGCCCAGUCCCUUCAAGAACCCCUGGCAGGAGCACAACUACCUCCAAGCAGAGAGCCCUGCUGAAUAUGCGGCCCUCCUGGAGACCCUCUACACACUCAAGGAGAAAGGGACCAACCAUAACUUGCUUUCGGCCUCGCGCUCAGCCCUCGCCCGCCUAAACCAGUCGGCCCACCAGCUGGCCUUCGAGUCCGUUUUCCUUCGCAUCAAGCAACAGCUCCUGCUGGUCCCCAAGAUGGAGGCCUGGAGCACUGGAGGCAGCGGAGAGAUGCUCACGGACGACCUGCCCAACUUCAGCCUCACCCCCCUGGAAUACAUCAGCAAUAUCGGCCAGUAUCUGAUGUCCCUCCCGCUACACUUGGAGCCCUUUGUGACGACCCAGGAGGACUCAGCCCUGGAGCUGGCCUUGCAUGCCGGGAAGCUCCCCUUCCCCCCGGAGCAAGGUGAUGAGCUUCCGGAGUUGGACAACAUGGCUGACUAUUGGCUAGGCUCCCUGGCCAGGGCCACCAUGCAGACUUACUGUGAAGCCAUUCUCCAGAUCCCUGAGCUCAGCCCGCACUCUGCCAAGCAGCUGGCCACGGAUAUUGACUACCUUGCUAACGUGAUGGACGCGCUGGGCCUCCAGCCAUCCAAGGCUCUCCAGAAUACUGUCACCCUCCUCAAGACCAAACCCGAGGACUAUAAGCAGGUGGCCAAGAGCUUCCCCCGGCGCCUGGCCAGUACCGUCGCAUCCAUGCGGGGCUUAGACUAUUGAGCCAAUGCCUGGAGUCUGCAGCGGGGCUUUGGGGCAGAGUCCUCUGCGGCCCCACUGUGUGUGCCUGGAGUUUCCCCAUCUCACCUUGCAGGGUCGUUGUGCAUCUACCUGGUGCUGGUCUGAAGAGGAAACAGACACGGAGGCUGCCUUUCGAAAGCACUUGGUGAUGUGAGUGAAAUGUUCAGAUUUGUAAAUUAAUAAAACUCUUUAACAGUG
Messenger RNA from Anolis sagrei ordinatus, 3976 nucleotides. RefSeq names its product component of oligomeric golgi complex 7 (gene COG7). The record is from RefSeq and is a predicted model, not a curated record. Gene Ontology annotation, biological process: retrograde vesicle-mediated transport, Golgi to endoplasmic reticulum; intracellular protein transport; Golgi organization. Gene Ontology annotation, cellular component: COG complex. Lineage: Eukaryota; Metazoa; Chordata; Lepidosauria; Squamata; Anolidae.